This is a messenger RNA of Anoplopoma fimbria (sablefish), 10371 nucleotides long. RefSeq names its product microtubule-associated protein 1Ab (gene map1ab). Gene Ontology annotation, molecular function: actin binding; microtubule binding. The record is from RefSeq and is a predicted model, not a curated record. Lineage: Eukaryota; Metazoa; Chordata; Actinopteri; Perciformes; Anoplopomatidae. Bases 1 to 10371 code for a protein of 3456 amino acids. The transcript has 14 exons. Gene Ontology annotation, biological process: regulation of microtubule depolymerization; axonogenesis; dendrite development. Gene Ontology annotation, cellular component: cytosol; synapse; microtubule associated complex.
AUGCUGAUAGUGAUCGGGGAGAUCGGCACGGAGCUCCAGCUGGACGCCGCCAGAGUGCAGAUAGAGCGGGGAAUUCGAUCCUGGGACGUCGACCUCAAGAGCUGCGACCUCGAUCAGCAGCUCCAGCUGUUUAUAACUCGUCACUCCGCCCACUUCUCCUCCGAGGUCAAAGGACAAAGAACUCUCCACCACAGGAGUGAUGUCCUAGAGACCGUGGUCCUUGUCAACCCUUCUGAAGACACCGUUGUAUCAGAGAUCCAGUCUCUAGUCACAGACUCAGCAGGACAGAAGCUUCUGGUCUUGAGCGGACAGAGCUCAGAUCACGGUGGCCUUCUUCUUCAAACUGGGGUUUUCAACCACCAGACCUUUUCUCGUGUCUUUGCUGAUCCUGUGGUCAGUGAACUACUGGGCACAACAGCCCCCAAGCAGCAGGCUACACUUACUGUGUCCUGCCGCGGGGAGGUGGGCUGGAGCUCCCUAGGACCACAGCAGACCCUGCGUGAGUUUCUGGAAUACAAACUAAACCCUGAGUCUGUUCUUCCCAAGAUGGAGGGCGUCACCGAGUUCACAGAGUACAUCUCUGAGACGGUUGACGUCCCUUCGCCUUUUGACCUCCUGGAGCCUCCAACAUCCGGAGGCUUCCUGAAACUGUCCAAACCAUGUUGCUACAUCUUUCCCGGUGGACGCGGAGACUCUGCUCUCUUUGCCGUCAAUGGCUUCAACAUCUUAGUGGAUGGAGGCUCUGAGCGAAAGUCAUGCUUCUGGAAGCUGGUUCGUCACUUGGACCGCAUCGACUCCAUUCUGCUCACACACAUCGGCGCUGACAACCUCCCAGGUAUCAAUGGGCUGCUUCAGAGGAAGAUAGCAGAACAGGAGGAAGAGCAAUCCCAAGGCUCCACCAACUACAGCGACUGGAUGAAGAACCUGAUCUCUCCUGAACUUGGUGUGGUGUUCUUCAACGUGCCAGAGAAGCUCCGUAUGCCAGAAUCUAACCUUAAAGUCAAACGCAGCAUCGAAGAGGCCUCCCUGACUUUGCAGUACCUGAACAAACUAGGAGUCAAAGCAGAGCCUCUCUUUCGAGUGGUAAGCAACACUAUUGAGCCCAUCACUCUGUUCCACAAGAUGGGAGUGGGCAGGUUAGACAUGUAUGUUCUCAAUCCUGUCAAAGACAGUAAAGAGAUGCAGUUUUUAAUGCAGAAGUGGGCUGGCAACAGCAAGGCCAAAACUGGUAUUGUGCUGCCCAACGGGAAAGAAGGAGAAAUAUCUGUGCCCUACCUGACAUCAGUUACAGCCUUAGUCGUCUGGCUUCCUGCCAACCCUGCAGAAAAGAUCAUCAGAGUGCUGUUCCCUGGGAAUGCACCACAAAACAAGAUCCUAGAGGGUCUGGAAAAAUUAAAGCACCUUGACUUCUUGCGCUAUCCUGUUGCAACACAAAAGGAUAUUGCCUCCGGAGCUCCUCCCUCUGUUAUAAAACAAACCAAGUUAAAACAAAGAACAGACAGCAAAGAGAGUCUGAAGUCGUCCCCGAAGACGACCGCAAAGGCCUCAAAGAAAGAAAAUGAAGGACAAGAUGACGUGUCAGCUGCCACAGAGGCAAAGAGUGACUCUGUCAAGGAAAAUAUAUCUGUGAAAAAAGAGGAGACGAAGCCUACUAAAACUAUCAAAUCUAAAAGUGAUGUGCCAGAAAAGAAAAAACUCCUGAAAGAAAAAUCCAUAAAAAAGCACCCGAAGGAAAGGGUGUCAAAAAUGGAUGAGAAAAAGGACAAGGAAAAGAAAGAGAUCAAGAAAGUUAAGAAAGAUGACUCUGCUAAAAAAGAUGAAAAGAAAGAGGUUAAGUCCAAAGACGACAAAAAGAAGGACACAUCCAAACCAGAGCUGAGAAAAAUGACAAAGCCUGACCUGAAACCGUUUACUCCAGAAGUCAGAAAGACGUUGCACAAAGCUAAAGUCUCAAGUAAAGCUAAGACCGGAAAAGUCAAAGCAGCAAAGACUUUACCUGCUGAGCCGAAGCCAGAGGAGCCACAACCUGAAACUAUUCAGCCUGAACCAAUACAAAAUGGAGCUGUUGAGGACACGUCUGUUCCCUCACCCCCUGAAGACCUCACCAAGGAUUUUGAAGAUAUGAAAAAAGCUGAAGUAGUAGCUGUUUCAGCAGAGCCUCCAGACAAUGAUGAGCUGAACGCACAAAGCAUUACCCAAGAGAAGCAGGAAGCAUCUGAAAUUCCACCUGACGAAAAGUCUCCAGAAAAGGAGGAAGAAGAGGCCCCAGCUGCCAAAAAGGAAGCAGAAGAGGAGGUGGAAGAAGAUAUGGGAAUAGGUGAAGAGGAAGAUGAAGCAAAAUGGAAGGAGGCAAAGGACGACGGUCUUGACAGGAAACAUGAGUUAGAAGAAAUGGAGAAAUCAGAAAAUCUCUCAGCUAAGGUUGUGACCAAAGAGGAGCUACAAAUGAUUCCAUCAGAGGAAGACGAGGAGGAGGAGGCAGUGGAGAAAGCCGAACUGGAGGAGGUAGAAGAUUUAGAUGUUAUAGCUGAUGAAGAGAUCAAAACUGAAGAUGCAGCUGAAGAAGAAAUGCUCACUGAAAGAAAAACCACUGACAUUCUGACUGCAGCUGAAGAAGAAGAGGAAGAAGAGGAGGGCUACCUGUCACAUGUUGGAGGGGCCACAGCUCCCAUAACCUCAGUAGUCCAAGGAGCCGGUGCAGCUGAACCCAUCUCCUACAUCCAAGACGAGACCAUCCCCGGCUACUCUGAGACGGAACAGACCAUCUCCGACGAGGAGAUUCACGAGGAGGCAGAGGAGAGGAUACCACACCUUCAGUAUGACGUUGGUACCUAUGACAUCUCUGUUCCAGAUCAAACCGGAUCAUUUGCCAACAUUCCUGGCAUGAGGGAGAUGCAAGCUGCAGCUAUGACUGAGAAAAGCUUCAUCCCAGGCGUACAGGAGCAGGUAUCCGUGUUCACCAACAUCAUCACUGCUCCUCUAGCAGAAGAGGAGCAUGUGUCUUCUGCAACGUCCAUCACAGAGUAUGACAAAGUCUGCUCUUUCCCUACUUCUAUUGCCGAAGACCAAUCUGUGGCAUCCCUUGCAGCGCCUAUGGCUGAGGAACUACCCAGAAGCCCCGUUAACCUGUCAACCCCACCUGACGCCUCCCAAGGCAAAGAGCAGCCACUCUCUGCAGGAACUCUAUCACCACCUUCUUUAGAAGAGGACAAACAACCCAAGUCUCCUUCUGAUGACUUUGAGCUUCCUGUUGCAGAAGUGAAGUCGCCGGCCAAAGCUCCUGAAGCUCACGAGGAGGAAGAAGAAGAGGAAGAGGAGGAAGAAGACCAAACUCCUAAUGUAGACAUUUCACUUGAAAAACUCCAAGAGGGCUAUGCUUCAUCCCAAUUAUUACAGCGUGAAGAGACGGAUAUUGGAAAGCUUGCUGGCUCAGUGUCUCCAGUUGCUGUACAAGACACCAAACCAGUCCACCUACCAGUUGAAGAGGUAAAUAUAGAUGCUGUUGCACCUAAAGAUAUUUCAUCAGUUGUGCCUACUAGACCUUUUGGAUCGGACUCAGUGACUUCAGAGAGUGAAGACCGCUGCUUCAGUCCGGAUGACAUCACUGUGAAAAUGGCCUCCCCUCCACAGUCCGGACCACCGAGUGCGGCUCACUCUCCUCUUCGUCAGUCACCAGUGGAAGACAAGAUGAAGGUCUUCCCUGGUAUGGAGGAGCCACUCGAGGACAUGAAAGAGGUUCAAGUGAUGAAGGAGUCAGAAAAAGACACUUCAUCAGUGACAACAGAUGAAGGCAAACAGGCAGGAACCAUCCCUGUUGUUGCAGCUUCUUUAGGAGAAGUUCAGCCACCUGCGUCAGUGAAGGAUUCUCUUAUCACAUCUGGAGAAAGUGAUGAAGAGGUUGACGACAGGCUCAAAGAGAAAGAACCUAAAAUGCCGAUUACAGUUAAAACCGUCAAGGCAGAACCGGAGAAAGAAAAGGACGACACCUCUGAUGUCCUACAAAUCAAGGAUGAGCAAAAACAGAAAUCUGUCAUCCAGGAAGAAAUUUCUGCUGUCAUGUCCGUCACGGAUGAGAAAGUAGAGAAAGAGACAAUGAAGGAUGACUCUGAUAUUAAAUCCAUCAAAGGAGAGCAAAUUGCGAAAGACAUUCUCCCUGCUGAUAGAGCCAUUAAAGAUGAACAGAAAGAGCCUGAAAAGGACCAAACUGAUGAUUUUGACCUCAAAACCAAAGGUGAGGUUAAGGAAGCUGAGAUUAAAUCUGAUGAUUUGUUUGAUAGUGAUAUUUCUGAUAUUAGCCCAAUAAAGACUGAAAAGAAAGAGACUGAACAGGUCCAAGCCACAGAUGUCAAGCCUAUUAAAGACGAGAUGGAGAAAGAGGUAAAGAAGGAUGAUAUUCCCAUUAUUGAACCUACUAAAGAUGAAAAGAAAAAGGAGACAGAAACAUCUGUUAUCAAAGUGAUUGAAGAUAAGAAAGAGGAAAAAGAGAUGGAAGAGAUAGAUGCUUCUGCUACCAAGUCCUUUACAGAUGAGCAGAGGCAAAAGGAUGAAGAGAUGGGUGACAUCAAACUCACCAAGGAAGAAGAAAUAAUUAGUAAGGGUGAUACGUCUACUGUAACCUUGAAAGAAGAAAAAGGACAAGAGAUUUGUAAAGAAGCUAUCUCACCCAUCAGCCUGAGUAAAGAUGAAAUCCCUGCUACCAAUCUAGCCACAGAGCAAGAAAAAGAUAAAGAGACAAGCAAAGAUGAUAGUUCUGACACCAAACUCUCCAAGGAGCAGGAAAAAGAUAUGCCAACAAGCAAGGAUGAUGCCUGCAUCUUCAAACCUACUACAGAAGAAGACAAGAAGGAAGAAAUCAGUAAAGAUGAUACUGCUGCUAUAAAAACCAAGGCAGAGGAAAAAGACAAACUACCAAGUACAGAAGAUAUUUCUGCUGCUAAACCAACACUUGUAGAAGACAAGAAACAAGAGGAAAGUAAAGAUGAGACUGUCACCAUCCCAUUAACCAAGAUAGAGGCAGAGCAUGUACAAUUAAGUAAAGAUGAUGAUUUAACUGCCUCAUCAACCAAGACAGAAGUAAAAGAGACAUUUCAGGAGGCCGUCAAACCAGUCGUGGAGGACGAAAAGGAGAAAGAAAAUAAUAAAGAUGCUGUCAAAGACGCCAAGAUGGAGGAAGCGGAAGUAAUGACGAGUAAAGAUAUUUCUGCUGUCAAAACAUCCAAGGACGAAUUUGUUGCUAAAUCCACAAUGCAAGAAGAAAAGGAGAAAGAAAUCAGUAUUGAUAUUUGUGCUGUCAAAUCAACGAAAGAAGAUGAAACGGAGAAAGCAGCAGAUAAGAAGGAAACUUUAGCUGAGGAAGGCGUGUCAAUUCAAGAUCAUAGUGUUGCUAUCGAACCCAUCAAGGAAGAAAAAUAUCCACUAAUAAUUAAGGAUGAAAUAUCUGGUAUCAAACCUACCAAGGAGGAAGAAAGCAAAGACACUUCUGGCGUAAAACCCCCUGCAGAUGAGGAGAAGGAGCAGAAGGACGAUACUUCUGCCAAAGACAUGAAGGACGAUAAAGGGUCGGAAAAAAGUGACAUUUCUGACAAACAGAUAAAAACACAGGAGGUUAAAGAGCAGGAGAAGGCUGAUCCCUCUGAUCACAAACAAAUUCCAGAGGAAAUUAAAGAUAAGGAAACUGAGAAAGAUGACACAAAAAAGGAGAAAGAAACCGACUCCAGUGUUGAGCAGCCCAAAGACGAGAUGUUCACUCCAUCAUUCAGUGCCAAAGAUGAGAAAAAAGAUGAUUAUCCUUUUGAUACUGAAUCUAAGAAGGAUGAGAAAAAAGAGAUUGAGAAGGAAACUACUGAUAAAUUUACUGGAGCUCAGAUUGAGAAGGAAACUACUGGAGCUCAGAUUGAGAAGGAAACUACUGAUAAACUUACUGGAGCUCAGAUUGAGAAGGAAACUACUGGAGCUCAGAUUGAGAAGGAAACUACUGGAGCUCAGAUUGAGAAGGAAACUACUGGAGCUCAGAUUGAGAAGGAAACUACUGGAGCUCAGAUUGAGAAGGAAACUACUGAGCUGGGAGCUCAGAUUGAGAAGGAAACUACUGGAGCUCAGAUUGAGAAGGAAACUACUGGAGCUGCAGAGAUGAAGCAAGACACCUCUGUAACUACAUCAAGUGAAGACAUGAAACCAGUGAAAGAUGACAUCUGUGUGUCUCUCAGCCAAAUCCAGGAGGAGAAAAAAGAGCAAGAUAAAGAAACAAAGGUCGUUGUUAGUCAAGACGAGAAGAUGGAGAAAGAAAAAGACGACACACAUGUUGCCGAACUGAGCAAAGAACAGAAAAUGGAAAAAGAACAAGAAAAAGAAUACACCUAUGAGAUUGAUGACACCAAAGAUGAAAAGAUGGUGAAAGGAAAGGAUGUUGCGGACAAGAAGACCGAUGAGAUAACUGAAAAAGACUCCUCUGAUGGAGACCACACCAGAGAGGAGAAAUGGGAGAGCGAGGAGUUACAAGAGAAAGACUUUGACAAAACUAUUAAACAACCUGCAAUAACAGUAGCAGGAGAAGCGACAAAGCUGUCCAAGACAGAUUACCAAUCUGCGUUUGUGGUUCAGUCCUCUGACGAAGACAGGGAAGAUGAAGAGGAGGACGAGGAGGACAUUUGUAUGGGAGGAGCAGGCUCCAGACCUUUGUCAGUGGAGCAGAGAAAAUCAGAACAUGACAUCACGUCUGCAGGUCUGCCCUCAUCCGAAAAAGCACAGACAAGUGACCAAACUGAACCUCCAAAAUCUGAGCAGAUCUCAGUGAUCAUACCAACUCUUACGAUGCAGGAGCCCUCUAUAGAUGAAGACGUCAAAGAGUUUGGCAAAGAAGAAUCCAGAAUUUCACCUCAAGCAGAAAAAGAUGUUGUGAAAACAGAAAUCACAGCUGCACCACUUGCCAAACCGGAGCCCUCUUUUGAUAUAGUCAUAUCAAAGGAGGAGACAACAGCUAUUUCUAAACAAGAAAAGGCUUCUGAUUUACCAGCAGCUAAAGCAGAGCCAACGUCCGACUCAACGGAGCAAAAGCCUGUGUUGUCAACGGUAUCCAGCACUGACAGUCAACCCAGAAGCUCUACGCUCUCAAGCACUGAGAGUCAAUCCAGUGUGGAGGAAACACCACCACAAGAUAUACAGAUACCGUCUCUGACAAGCUCAGCAGUUGGUGCUACAGAAAAAGCAAAGCUGGAUGAGAAACCAGGAAAAGAAGCAGAGAGGGAGACGGAAGGAGAGCGAGAGGUGGCUUCUCCCGGAUUAUCACAGCCUUGUUCAUAUUUUAUGUUGGAUUCUGAGGACGCCAGCCACACUGAAGUUGUUGAAUCAGACACCGCAAAAAUGACCUCGGAGAAGGAAACGGUCAGUGGAAGCAUGGGAGAUGAAAAGCAAACCUUUGGUGCGUCCAAGUACGAUCCUUAUGAAAAGCCACUUCCAAAGGAUCACGACUUGGACUCUAGAGAAGAAAGCGAGGUUUCUUUGGGUUUCGAUCACGCCUCAGAUAUUGGUAUUGAUGAUAACAGAAGAACAAGCCAAACAGAGGCUGGAGGAGCCAUGUUCGUCCUGGACGAUCAGUACAAAGAAGAGCCUCUGUCCUUUAGUAGAGUCGACUACAGUCCAGUGUCCCUUACUGAGAGUGAAAGAAGCAGCCACCACUGUGCCUCUCCUAGAUAUGAAGACCGGGAGAAAGGCCAAGAGGAAGAGCGUGAGAGAGAAGAAAGACCAGACACACCUUAUGUUGAAAAAGGUUUUUCAUCCGUAAACGUACAAGAUAACAAAAUGUCCCAGGCUGCUGAGUCUUAUUCUUACAGUCCCAAAGAGGAUAAACCUGAGAAAUCGGAGAAAGAGAAAGAAGAUAUGAAGGAAGCCUCAACUUCUGCCCCUUUGAGCAAACAGUUUGGAGACAAAGGCAAAACUUUAACCACGAUAUCGAGCUCUUCAGUACCUCUAACCAAAGAGGAGCCAUCGAUGGCAGAGUCUCACAGCUCCUGCUUUGGAGGAUUUCAGAGAGAUGAGUACAUGGAGGUGACAACGAAACCUGCAACAAAAGUGUCUUUACCCAGCCAGUUUGAUGAGACCAAACCAUCAUAUCCAUUCUCGUCUACCACUGCCAAACAGACUGAGGAUCAAAGCGGUUCUGCAAAGCCUGAAACGGAAACAAAGUCAACAACUGAUAGUUUUUAUAUGCUAGAAAGUAAGAUUACAGCUUCCUCUGCUGCACCAUCCCUGCAAAGCAUCGAACCAGUAAAGGUGUCACAGAGUGUAUCAGAGGCUUGCUUUGAUGUCUCUCCCCUCCAAAGGGCUGAUUCCUCUGACAAGUUGUCCCAAGAGUCAUCAGAAGAUGAGGAGCCUGUUACACUUGAAAUGGAGGACAGCACCCUACCAUGUCGUAUUGAAUGUCAAAAUAUCAAAGUCGCUGAGCAAAAGGAGAGUUUUUCUUUGUUAACUGAGUCAUAUGGGGUAGAGAGUACCUCACAGUCCACAGAGACGAAGGCGGUCACCAUCACCUCUACUACUGUUGUGUCUAAACCUGAUGUGGUGAUGGAAACAACUCAACAGACAGCCUCACUUACUUCACUCAGUGAUAGUGGAGCUAGCAAAACCACAUGUGCCACAACAGAGGUGUCCAAAACAGAGGAGGAUAAAGACAAAAAGGAGAAAACACCAGAGCAAAAAAUAGAGGAAAAGUUGUGUAAAGACAGCACAGAGGAGAGGAAGGCAACAGCUGAUACAAAGAUGAGUGAAAAAGCAGAAGAUGGUAAGAAAGGAGAGGCAGAAAAGGUUGAGGAGAAAAGCUUUUUGGAGAAGCCACCAGAGAGAUUAGAGGUCAGGAGAAGGAGCAGUAUAUCUGAUUGGGAACUACUACAGAAGCCUGAAGACUGCCCAAGUGCCCCUCCUCCAGGUUAUCGUGAUGAUGACGAGGAGGAAGAGGAUGAGGAAGCGAUGGAAUGGAUGACCAGUGCCCACAGUACCUCUACGUCCUCCUCGAAAGAAACCUACCACACCGAAACCUCAAGCAAAGGAGCUACAAGGGCUGAACGUCCCUCUGACUUGAACACCGGAGCCACCUACUCCUCCGCCUCCCAGCCAGGCCACUCGUCCUGCGAAUACAAACAUCGCAAAGGAGAACUUUCUCCAUCGUUCAUCAACCCGAGCCCCCAUAAGCUCUCCAGUGACGAGGGCGAGGGUGAGGAGGACGACCACAGUGACCACUCCCAGGAAGGUGACGAGGACGAUCAGGAGCAACACUCUGUGAAAAGGAGGUCACACAAGCAGAGGCACCACCACACUCCAAGUAGCCAAGGAGAUGCGGCGGCACAGGGGCCACACCAGCUGCCCGGCACCAUGUCAUCCGGUUUGGCUGUGACGUUAGCUGGAGAGGAAACACCUCCGACAUCAGCAAGCGAGUCGUUGCCUUCACAGUCGGACUCUGACGUUCCUCCAGGGACAGAGGAGUGUCCGUCCAUUACAGCUGAAGGAAAUCUGGACUCGGACGAAGACGCCGAACAUCUGCCGGUGGACAAAUUAUCUGGAGCUGGGGGGAGUCACCAUCCUUCAUCACCUAGGUCAGCUCAGAAGACUCAUGACCCACCUCCCACUCCGAUGAAGGACCCUCACCCCCACCCUCCACACCCAGAUGUGUGCAUGGUAGAUCCAGAGGCCCAUCUCAAUGACCACAGCAGCACAGAGAAACUUCUCAAAAAGGAGCACAAGACCACCAAGGGCCUCAGAAAGAGCAAACCCAAGUCGGCCUCCCCCGCUCGUAAGGGGGAAGUCAGGAAGAGGUCCUCUACUCCAGUGAAGCAGACCUCCAAGGACUCCGCCUCACCUCGAUCAGCCUCCCUUAGGAGGAAGGACGGCGACAGAAGCUCCAGGCUGAUCAAGAUGUCUGAGACUCAUGGCUCCAAGAGUGAGAUCCUUAACCCGGGGAAGGGCUUGGUCAAUGGAGUCAAGAGCAGUGCAGGAAACAACUCCCAGAAAACUGGCUCGGCCGUGCCCCCUGGACCACCCAUCUAUGUCGACCUGGCCUAUGUGCCCAACCACUGCAGUGCUAAGAACGUUGACCAGGAAUUCUUCAAGAGAGUGCGAGCUACGUACUAUGUGGUGAGCGGGAACGACCCGGGCAGUGGAGAGCCCAGCCGUGGAGUCCUGGAUGCCCUUCUGGAGGGAAAAGCUCAGUGGGGCUCCAAUUUACAGGUGACUCUGAUCCCGACCCACGACACUGAGGUGACCCGGGAAUGGUACCAGCAGACUCACGAGAGGCAGCAGGACCUGAACAUCAUGGUUCUGGCCUCCAGCAGCACCGUAGUCAUGCAGGACGAGUCCUUCCCUGCCUGCAAGAUCGAGUUCUGA